AUGGCGCCUUCACGCUCGUUUUCUUAUUUUCUGUCGCUCGUUUUGACAUUCAACUUUUUUUCCUUCGUUUUUGCCGCCCCGUGGAUCAUCACUGAAGCCUACGAACAGGUCAUUGAGACCCCUUAUUACUACUAUGAAUCCAGUGUCGUCACCUCCAUUGUGCAAAUCGUGCCAACGGUGACUUCACUACCGGAGGCCAUUUCUACAAUCACUUCAAUAGAUGACUACUCGUCCAUAACUGUGAUUGAGAAACUGUACCCUACCAGCGUGGGUACACCCCUCGGUUACUAUGAUUACUAUGACUACGACAACACGGAGAGUGGCUACCAUACUACCGUCUACGUGGUGAACAUCACCUACUCAGCGCCGACGGGAUGCUCAACCCAAUGGACCACCGCAACCCCAGUGACCGUGUACCCUCCCAAUGCCGUCGAGGACUAUCUCCCGACGACCGCCAUGUCGACCUCAGUAUCCGUGGAUAACUCGAGCCCCUUCAGCCCAACCACCUACACCGUCGACUAUAUCUUUGUCGAACCAACCCAGAUCCCAGCCGCCUCCAUGAGCUACCUCAGCUCGGCGUAUGCCCCGACCACCCUGUACGACGACAGCUGCUAUUAUUCCAGCUCCAGCUCAGGCUCCGGCAGCUACUACGGAUACUAUGACUACGACGACUACGAGGGAAGCUGGUUCUUCGAUCCAUACUGGAUGGGCAUCUCCCCCUUCGCGCUAACCAUGAUUCUCCUCUUCGGUUGGAUCGGCAUCUUCCUAAUCGCCGGCUUCAUCGAAGCCUGGGUCCGAUUCCGCCGUCUCAUGCUCGGCUGGCAGACCCGUCGUGGUCUCCCCCUCUGCUGGGCCUUUACUCUGAUGCCUAUCUCCUUCCUCCUGAUCAUCGCGUUCCGAAAGGGUUUCCGAGCCCGAAGCGAGACCGAGGCCGUCGCGCUCCGGGAGCAGUGGGAUGGAUUGGGUUUCUGGAAAAAGCUCAAGCUUUUCUUCAUUUGGGGCUUCCGUUACAAGUACCCUCCUAUCCUGGGUGAGGCGCCACCCCGCGUGAAGCCUAGUAAACAGCCUGGGGCGCAGGUUAGCAAGCAGCCUCGGGAGUCGCUGUUGAACCCGACCCAGCCUAUGGCGACGGGGGCUAACCCGGGAACUUCUCGGGGUGUGGCCGCGGCAGACGCUGCGGAUCCGGAAAUGGGGGAGAUUGAGAAUCACUCUCACCGGUCUUCGGGUCAGGGCGAACAUCCUGUUGCUGAGGCUUCGGGGGCUCUGGAUGGACAUCGGGAUGGGGAAAUUGGCCGGGCUCAGUAA
Molecule: messenger RNA, 1305 nt
Organism: Penicillium longicatenatum
Lineage: Eukaryota; Fungi; Ascomycota; Eurotiomycetes; Eurotiales; Aspergillaceae
Exons: 1
Coding region: 1-1305 (434 amino acids)
Source: RefSeq, a predicted model, not a curated record